Molecule: messenger RNA, 579 nt
Organism: Melampsora larici-populina 98AG31
Lineage: Eukaryota; Fungi; Basidiomycota; Pucciniomycetes; Pucciniales; Melampsoraceae
Exons: 3
Coding region: 1-579 (192 amino acids)
Source: RefSeq, a predicted model, not a curated record
AUGCCACGUAACCGGAAGCAAUUAUGUUCCAAUGAUUCUAACGAGCCAGAGCCACGUCCACGAACCCGGAUCAAGAAAGCCGAACUAGAAGCCGAAGAAGCACAGCUUGACCGAGAAAUCGAAGCUGGUGAACGAUUUCUCGCCGGCCUUGCCAACAACACUACCAAUGAUGACAUGAUUGAAGAUAACUUGAAUCUCGAACAUUUCAAUAAUGAACCUCAGAAUUUAAAUGAUAUACUCGAAGACGAGGAUGGUUCUCGGUACGGUCAAUUUAUGCCUCUUGGUGUUGGUGCAUUGGCAGAAGCACAGCCUCUAGAUCAAGACUUGGUCCGCAUUGAGGCAUUUGUCUCUCGACAUCGAGCAUAUCGACACGCUCUAGAGCGUGAGGAACUUCGUCAGCGAUGGGAAGCCCUUGAAAACCAACUUACCGCGGCCUUCCUUCAGUCUCAAACACUAACGUUGAAUUGGACCAGCAAGGACUGCUACCUCAACAAUGUCAGUAAUGAUUGUGAAUGCAGAGAAGGACAAUUUCAUUAUCGAAAUGUUGAUCUUAUAGGUGUACUGUGCAGCAUAUCAUGA